Messenger RNA from Asterias rubens (European starfish), 3220 nucleotides. Its product is annotated as dopamine beta-hydroxylase-like. Bases 113 to 1957 code for a protein of 614 amino acids. The transcript has 13 exons. Gene Ontology annotation, cellular component: secretory granule membrane. Gene Ontology annotation, biological process: norepinephrine biosynthetic process; dopamine catabolic process; octopamine biosynthetic process. The record is from RefSeq and is a predicted model, not a curated record. NCBI's taxonomy places the organism in Eukaryota, Metazoa, Echinodermata, Asteroidea, Forcipulatida, Asteriidae. Gene Ontology annotation, molecular function: copper ion binding; dopamine beta-monooxygenase activity.
UUCACAUCGGAGCAAACUGAUUUCUUGUAUUUAGGGCGGUGCAUGGCAGUCGCAACAUCAUUAUUUAGAAAAAAAAUCACAUUGAACCGCUUUUUCGAGACUGAUUUCAAAGAUGAUAAGCACAAACUUGGUUUGUCUUUGUUUUGUACAUGGAUUUUUACUAUCUAUGACAGACGGUUACCAGCACUCUAACCUCCCGUACCACGUUUUACUCGUUCCGGAAGGGGAGGGUAGCGACCGUGCGGCCGAUUUAUCUUGGGCCGUCGAUUUUGAGAAAGAGACGGUCGACUUUAGGCUGAGUGUCCCGCUGAUAAACGGAGGGAGUCGACUGCGAAACAACAGAGAAUGGUUCGCUUUCGGUAUGUCACCUGAUGGAUCACUGGUUAAGGCAGAUCUUGUGGUGUUUUGCUUUCCACGUGGCAUUUUGAAAGUAACGGAAGCGUAUACCAACAGCAAAGGUGUGAUGUUUAAAGAUGGCGGGAACGAUGACUAUUUUAUCCUGGGAUCGAGAGUGACAGGAGGUGGGCUCUACGACCAAUCACCCGCGCAUCUUGAGAUCGACUUCAGACGACAGUUUGACACGUGUGAUCGCCAUGACUAUCAAAUUGAUGGUGGGACCGUGGAUUUAAUCUAUCUCCGGGGGAACCACUCCACGAUCUCAUCGGGACUUAUCAAUCCAGAUUAUGCUGAUCUAGCUAGUCGGCGGGUCCAGCUUCUAAAGAGUAAAAGACGAGCACCGCCUGUACCGUCAGAUGUCAAAUCUGCAGAUAUUACCAUGCACAAUACCGAAAUACCUAACCAAGUAACUACGUAUUGGUGCAGAGUGAGAAAGUUCCCGGAUGUUGAAGAUAUUCAUCACAUCAUUAAGUACGAGUCAGUGGUCACCCCUGGCAACGAAGAUGUCGUCCACCACAUGGAGGUAUUCCAUUGUGUCGUUCCAGAAGGGGUCGACGUACCAGACUACAACGGUGAGUGCGAGGAUGAAGAUCAACCGUCUGAGCUGGAGCCAUGUAAGAGAGUCAUUGGCGCAUGGGCAAUGGGUGCAACGGCAUUUUCGUACCCGAAAGAGGCCGGCGUGCCGAUUGGUGGAUCUGGGAAGUCCAGUUACGUCAUGCUCCAAGUUCAUUACAAUAACCUCAGACACAGAGAAGGGGUGUUGGACAGCUCUGGAAUCCGGUUUCACUACACGCCAUUUCUAAGACCUCACGAUGCCGGUAUCUUAGAAGUUGGAGCCACCUACUCACCAAACCUCUCCGUACCUCCUACAUCUAAUAGUUUUUAUCUCACUGGAUACUGUGCCCCAGACUGCACUCACCAGGGAAUUCCCAGAGAAGGUAUCCAUGUGUUUGCGUCCCAGCUUCACACACAUCUUAGCGGCACCGGGGUCUGGACCAAACAUGUCCGAAAUGGAGUAGAGAUACCUGAACUCAAUAGAGAUAACCAUUACGACUCAAUGUUUCAGGAAAUUCGUUUACUCAAAGAAGAUGUCACUGUUUACCCGGGAGAUGCUCUGAUUACAACAUGUAGGUAUGAUACAUCAUCACGAAGAAACACAACACUGGGUGGAUUCGGGAUACAAGACGAGAUGUGUGUUAACUACAUGCACUACUAUCCAAGCAGUGGUCUGGAGGUUUGCAAAAGUACUGUUUCCAAUACAGCACUGGAUGCGUUCUUCACAUUCGUAAAUGGGGGUAAAAACAACAAACGUUCUGAAGACCUCUCUCCGGCAGCAGUGGCCAGGCAAUUUCAAAGUAUCACUUGGACACCGAGUGUCAAAUUGCUAUGGCAAUACGUCAUAGAUCAGGCGCCAAUAGACAUGGAGUGCCUCAGGUCGUCUGGGCAACCAUUCCAUGGUGACUGGAAGGACCGCCUGCCUCCUCUAAUCAAGUUCCCCAUGGCGAAAAGAAGACGACGAUGUACGAGACCUAAACUGUAUCCAUUCCUCAGAUUCAGAUGAACUCAUGUGGAGAAUUAAUACAGCAUUCAGUAUUCAUCCGAAACGGGAAACUUACAGAUCAAGCUUAAAGGGACUGUACCUUUGGUAAUUGCUACAAUGAAUCGCCAUAAUAGGUUCCAUUUAUAUAAGAAGCACCGCAGCUGAUGAUAAUGUAUAACAUUUUGAGAAAAGUUUCUCUUCAAAGGAAUUGUGGUUUUAGAGUAAGGGAUUAAAAACAAAAUAAUAUGAGAAACGCUUCUUGCAGAAACGUUUCUCAGAUUGUGUAUUCAAUUGAACGGAAGUUCCAAAUUUCAAAGUUAUACUUUACAUUUGCACCGUUUGGUUGAUGAGCAUAGGGUUCAGUGAAACACACUGUUUUAAGUUUGCCGCGUUGGUUGUACGUUUCUUUCCCCGAUGGGUUUGUUUUUAUCCGUGUAGCCGGUGUUGACUAGCGCUCCAUGCAUUCUACAUCGAUGGAAGUAUACCCGAUGUAGCUAUUCCAAUCAUGUGCACUAAGUGAAUCUAAUCUACAUUUUGAACUGUUUACUACAUUGUAAUGGUAAAUAGUUCUAUUCCAUUUUUAUUAAAGUUCAAUGCGCAACGGAGCUAAUAGGCGACUAGGUGGCUCUAUAAUGUGCUAUACUAUAGGCAAACUACAUGUUAAAUAACAGCCAAGAUUAAAUGUGUUAAAUGAAUACAUCAGUCAUUUAAUCGGACCGUCUAAUAAUUAGUUUGCAAUAUUGAUUAGUGUAUUAAAUCUGAACAGCUAAAAGCAUACUAUGCUCAGCAUGCAGCAAUGUGACCAUGAGUCGUUUUAGGGUUGUGACACUACUAUUGUGACAAAUCUAAAACUAAAAGUUCCUAAUUUUUAUUAAUUAUUAUGUUGUGAUCAUCUACUAACAGUUGGACUUAUUUUGUAUUGUGGCCUUAGUCGGAUAUAGGAGUCCUGUGUUAUUCAAAAUUAGUUUUACACCAUAGAAAUAAAACACGGGCGAGCUGUUGUGCACGCCCUCUACGGGCUCGAGUAUCAUGUAACAGAUAUUGGAAUCAACUAAUGGUAGGGGAGCUGUGUUUGCCAUGAAGCUAAAACUAACGGUAGAUGCACACUGAUACACUGAACUAGCAUCAUUUGGGGAAAUAAAUGAGGUAUGCUUCCAAAACAAAGUCAAAACCAAUUCGUGUACAUUAUUGUAGUUCAAACACAGUCAUCUUAAGAUUUAAUUGGCAUGUAGAUAAAAUGAGGAGCAACAAUGACUAAAAUGAUUAAAAUAAAUGAAGUUACAA